Micromonas pusilla CCMP1545 is the source of this 729-nucleotide messenger RNA. RefSeq lists its product as uncharacterized. Lineage: Eukaryota; Viridiplantae; Chlorophyta; Mamiellophyceae; Mamiellales; Mamiellaceae. The record is from RefSeq and is a predicted model, not a curated record. The transcript has a single exon. The coding region runs from base 1 to 729 and encodes 242 amino acids.
AUGUGCGCGCGACACGCGAAGAGCGCGAAGCUCGGGAAGCUCGGCGCGCCGGUCGCCGGGCUCGCGCUCGACGUCGGGUGCGCCGUCGGCGGCGCGUCGUUCGAGCUGUCGCGGCGCUUUCGCCGCGUCGUCGGCGCGGACGACUCGAAAGCGUGCGUCGCGGCGGCGUCGCUGAUGAAACACCGCGGACGGCUGCGGUACGCCGCUCGCGCGGAGGGCGACAUCGCGGAGAAACUCGAAGCGAUCGUCCCCGCGCACGUCGACCGCGAGAGGGUGGACUUUCGCGUCGUGGCGGACGUGAGCGCGUUGCCGCCGUCGUUUCGCGGCGGCGGCGGCGCGGCGGGGCGCGCGUGGACGCACGGGUUGCACGACGCCGUCUUGGUCGCGAACGCGCUGUGUCGGAUGUCCGACCCUCUCGCGUUCUUGUCGCAGUGCGCGCGGCUCGUGAAGCCGUGCGGCGUCCUCGUGCUCGCGUCGCCGUACGACUGGUCCGAGGCGCGGACGCCGCGAGAGAAGUGGUUGGGGGGACGGGCGGGGACGGAGACGGGGACGCGCGCGGACGGCGGCGGCGGCGUUCGGUCGUUCGACGCCCUGCGCGACGUCCUGACGAGCGAGGACGGCGGGUUCGACCUCGUGUGCGCGAGCGACGUGCCGUUCCUCGUGAGGGAACACGCGCGGAAGUACGCGUGGGGGGUGUCGCACGCGACGGUGUGGCGACGGCGCGAGUGA